CACUGGUGUAAACAAAAAACGGUAUGUUCGUGUCACAUUCAGAAUUUCUUCAGAAAUGUAAGUUUGGAUGGGACCCACCCAGAAUGGCUGACACAGGGCAGGACAGUCCUGAUUAUGAAAGACCCCCAGAAGGGAACCAUCCCAUCCAACUACAGACCGAUAACCUGUCUCUCCACAACAUGGAAGCUUUUCUCCUCAACAGUUCAAACUCUUCGCAGCCUCUGCUCCAGCUCUGCUCCAAUAUUCCUGUUGCCGUGGCUCCUGGAGGAGAUUCGGUGGCUGUUGACACAUCAAGUGUUUCCUGCUUGAAGUGAACUGGCCCUUUGCUUUCACAUUCCAAUUGAAAGCUCCAUGGUGGAGUCCUAAACAGAGGGAUGACCCACUGUAGUGACAAUGAUGAGCAGAAUGAUGAUGGAGCAGAAGAAGCCAACAAGAACCAGAAGAGAAGCAAAGCAGCAAAGCAUGUGUCUUUCCCCCCUGAUGAACAGAUAGUAUCCGGCUUUGCAGAGCACAGGGACGCUGACAGAAAGGUUGACAGCUGCCUCACCUUGACAGAGGUAAUGGUGGCAUACCAGCAGAGCUGCAGCAGACACCAGGUUCAACCCAGAGCGCACAUCCUGCAACAGCUCCAGCAGGGUGUGUGUGUAGGUGGCAGUGUGAAAUGUCUGGAUCUCAAAGGUGAGCGAUUAGACCACCGCUCCUGUGAAGCUCUGGAAGUCGUUCUGAAAUCGCUGCACUUUGAUUUCAUCAAUCUGCAGGCAGCCCAACUGGAAGAAAAUGGAGCAUCAUCCUUGCUGGAUAUGAUUUUGUACUAUGAAUCUACAACCCAUCUUGACAUUUCUGACAACAGCAGUAUGGGAACAUUGUGUUGGAGGGCCCUCGCUCAUUUGAUAAAGCAGAGUGUGCGUCUGUCCAGACUGGAUGUGUGUAAUGUUCCCAUGGUUGACUACCCAGCCCAGUCUCUAGCUAAUGCUCUGCUGACCAGCCAGCUCACAGUGCUGCACCUGCACAAUGCCCAGCUCAGCGGCAUGCCGCUAUACACACUGGUUGGCGCACUGAAGUCAAACAAGGCUUUGCAAGAGCUCUACCUUACCAACAACCUGCUGAACAGCUACCAGGAUGCCCUGCAGCUAGGAGACCUGCUACGCUACAACACCACUUUACACACACUGGAGCUCAGCAGCAAUGCUGUGGCAGAUGCUGGUCUGGAGGAACUGUGUGAUGGUCUGAGGUGGCAGACAGCAGGUGUGAAGGUCUUACUGCUGAGGAACAACCAGAUCACUGCAAAUGGAAUGGUCCAUCUGGCCAAGGCUCUGCCCAUGCUGAAGGUCCUGCAGGUCCUGGAUUUGGGUGAGAACCUCCUGGGGAAUGAGGGGAUCCAGGUGAUCAGAGAGCCUCUGAUGGUAAACCGCUCUGUGUUGCAGCUCGGCCUGGCCCAGGCAAACAUCACAUGUGAAGGAGCUGUGGCGUUGGCAGAGUUUCUUGCAGAGAGUCAUCAGAUUCAGCAGCUGGACCUGCGUCAGAAUGACGUGAAGGUUGGAGGCCUGAUGGCCUUGAGUCUGGCCCUGAGGAUCAACCAUUCGCUGACUAGCUUGGAUGUUGACCACAUCCUCCCACAGGAGCAGCAGGAUGAGUUUCUGAUGGAGACGCAGAUGAGGCUUCAGUCAGAGAUCACCCAGCACUGCCUUGCCAACGCCGGCCACUCCCGCCACGCCAUGGAGGCUUUACCCGCCGAGGCUGAUGGAGGAGCUGACAGCAUGACUACAGCCUGAGCUCACAUGCACACACAUACACACAUGCACACACAGAGGAGGAAAAAUGGCUAACUAUGAACAGAUCACCUGAGAAACCACUCAUGGAUUCAGUCAUACAGUCCCAGUGUCCCAAACCCAAACAGCUGACUAGCAGAUAUAUUCGAAUAAUAAUUCUAUCGCAAAUAAUGAUAACCAUAAAACUCCAAAUCUGGGUAAUAAAAGCGGAGUAGAGCUCCCUAAUGAAACGCCAGCCUCCCUGCUGCUUCCAGCUUAAUGUUCCCGCCGAGCCGCUCGACACUUUCCAUAAAGCAAUUUUGCAAGCCCACUUCAAACGUGA
This is a messenger RNA of Epinephelus moara (kelp grouper), 2091 nucleotides long. Its product is annotated as protein phosphatase 1 regulatory subunit 37. NCBI's taxonomy places the organism in Eukaryota, Metazoa, Chordata, Actinopteri, Perciformes, Serranidae. The coding region runs from base 375 to 1772 and encodes 465 amino acids. The transcript is spliced from 13 exons. The record is from RefSeq and is a predicted model, not a curated record. Gene Ontology annotation, molecular function: protein binding.